GCUCCACCCCUUGUGUCCUGUCUCCUAGGAAACACUAACAAACAUGGCGGAGUAACUUGCGCGGUUAGAGAAAGUAAUUGUGAGACGAUAUCCUACCAAGGAAAGGACAGUCUAGCUAAGCGAGGUAACAGCUUUAUGUUUGUUAAAUGCGAUACAACCUAUAUUUUGCAUUAAUUGUACAUUAGUUGCUUAGCUUUCUAGCUUUCCAAGCUAGCCCAUACCGAGUGAAGGACACCCCAAAUUCCAAAAUAAGGCGAAAUGAACGUCGAGGACAGGGAAAGUCCAUCUGAUGUUACGUCAGAGAGGAGUGGACAGCUGGGCGUCCACCUCAGCGCUGAUGAGGACAGCAAGAACGAUGGUCCCAGCCAGGAGACCUUUGCAGAUGACGAGCCAGUCCUUCCUCCUGAUUUGGGGUGGUUAGAAGAGUUGUAUGGAGAAGAUGACGGUGAUGGUGAUGGUGACCCUGACCCUUCAGUUGUGGCUGACAGUGGUAAGAAGAGGAGUUGUGCCGCGACAGCACGGAUGUUCAAGCUGAGACGAAACCUGGACCAGCUGGACUGCUUUCACCGACAGAAGGAGCAUGACGUGCUGAAAGCCAGAGAAGAGCUUAAGCUCUGUCGUCAGAACAUUGAGACUUUGGUGGAGCAGAGGGAUCACUUGGAGAAAGAGCUAGAGAGACAGAAAGCAGCAGACAACAGUGUGGCGGUGUUUCGUUUGCGAGCUCAGCAUAAGCUUCUGUGUCAAAAGCUGCAGGGCGAAGAAGAGCUCGAGGGCCACAUCCACACUGAGCUGAAACAGCAAGAACUGAAGCUGAGUGAGGUGGAGGCAGAGCUUGGCAGGUUCUCCUCGCUCCGGCAGGAUUUGCAGGAGGAGGAGCAGGUCUUCCAGGUCCUUAAGGCCCAGAAGACAGUGACAAGACUGCAGCAGGAGAAGAAGGCCAGCCAGAACCUACAGCUCAAGAUCCAGCAACUCAGGAAUAAACAGGCAGCCAUGCUGAUGAAAGAGGCAACUGACCGUCAGAAGAAAUCUGAAGCGCGCAAGGCGACCCGAAAGAUAGCUGCCAAGCACUUGAAACAGACCAUUAAAAGGAUGCAUCAGCAAGAGGCUGAGAAAGAGCAGCAGAACAGGGAGUUACUGGAAAAGAGGAUACAGGCUGUCAAGUCACUGAAAUCAAACAUAGCAGCCACCCAAGAGAGCUUACGGGUCCAACAAAGAAAAACCAAAGCAAACGCCCAGAAGAAAGAGCAACAACAGAGACAACUGAGAGAAUCCCUGCAGGCCCAAGGCAUCGACAGUAUCAAGCAUAUGUACCAACAGAAACAACUAGAGGAGAUAAAACAAAAACAAGAGGAAUUCGCAGAGCGGCAGAAGUCAAAGAGAGUGGAAAUUGUGGCAAAAAUCCUUCAGGAGGAACAGCUGGUAAAGAGCAGAAAGAGGCACCAAGCGCUUCUGCCCAAACUCUCAACCACAAGGAGGUUCCCAUCUCUGGGGACAGUAAGAGAGAAGCUCCUGUACGACUUGGAGCCCUGCCCCCCAUCAGCCACUGAGAAGAGACCCAUAAUAUUGAGAGAGUUCAGUGACAUUAGCAGCUCAUCAUGUGCUUCCACUGAUGUUGAGGACCUGGAGGAAACCAUGCACCAGGAAGGGGACCACCAGAGUCUUGCUGAAAGUCUGGCUGAGCCUGAGUUUUCUGGGCUGUGGGACCAGAACUGCAAGAAGCUCCUGAAUGAGAAAACUACGUUGGUGCAGACAGAAAUAAAGCAAGAAGAACCUGGACUGGCCAGUAGAAAGCUCAACAAGCCUGUUAAAAAAGUUCAUGGAAAAGAAUUGAAAGGACCUCCAUUCAUCAGUAAACCAGAGAUCAUCUUCUUCAAGGACUUUGAAGUGGGAAAAAUAUAUAAGAAGAAAAUCAUCCUGACUAACAUCAGCUACAACUCUAAUCACUGUAAGCUUCUUGGGGUCUCCAGGCAUCUGAAGGAUGUUAUAUCCAUCAACUUUGAACCUCCUGGUUCUUUAUCUUCUGGGAUGUCCUGUGAUGUGCAAGCUGUUUUUCAACCUAUGAUCAAUGAGAACCUGGAGGGAGAGAUCCAGUUUGCAUCAGCGAUGGGUCCAUUCUCUGUGCCUGUCAGAUGCACCAUAAAGAAAUGUGAUCUGGAGGUUGACAGCCAGUUCAUUGACUUUGGCUUGCAUGUGGUGGGUCAGACUAUUUCACGGACUCUCACCUUGACCAAUAAGGGUGCACUGGCCACCCUCUUCAGCCUGGACACCUCCACAUGUCUCAGUCCAGAAACUAGCCAGGUCCAGGUGCCAUCCCAGGUCUCUGUCAACACAUGCCAGGACUUAAGCAGUCAAAACAUAACAUGUGACAACCAGAGGAGCUCUGCAUCCCUAGAAACUCAAGAACUCCAGACAAAGCAAGACAGUCGGGAGCUUUCUAAUACGUUGCAGCUAGAGCAGCCAGAGGCUACAGAUCCAGAACUUACUCCUGAAGUGGAUGUCCAGAUGGACCAGAGCCACUCAGACUCCAGUGACAUCAGUUUCGGAAAUGUUAGAGAGGGGGAGAUUGGACCUUUUGAAAGCAUCAAACUCCAGGUUAUAUUCACUCCAUCCAUUCCAGGAGAAGCCACACUGGAUUUCCAGAUCAAAUUCUCUGAUAUAACCAGCAAACCAAUACCUAUCCAGGUGAAGGCUGUGGCAGUCAACGUUCCUGUAUGGGUAGUCCAGCCCAGCAUUGACCUGAAGAUCUGCAUGUUUGACCACCUCUAUCAAGACAGUAUCAUGGUCCAGAGCAGGGCCGGCACAGCCUUGAAACUGACCUUUGAGGUGUGCCCAGAAAUGAGGAAACACAUGGAGAUCCUACCAAAGACAGGCUUCAUCCAGGCUCAUUCAAGCUUUAAUGCCCAGCUCAAGUUCUUUCCAAGAUGUUCCUUAGCCAAAGAUGGCAAGAAGUUUUUUGACAGAGAUACAGGAGUCCUGGAAGUCCCAAUGACAGUGCAAGUGGCAGGCCAGGUGAAGCCUGUCCAUGUCACAGUCCAUGCAAUUGUGACCUCAUCAGACCUGCAGUUUGACCGGACUGAGGUGGAUUUUGGCUACUGUUCCAUUUACCAAUCAGUGAAGAGCAGCGUUCGUCUUACCAACCUGUCUCUGCUUCCUCAGGACUUUGGCUUCCUGUGUGUUCCAGAGUUCAUUGAGGUCCAGCCUAAUGAUGGUUUUGGCACUCUGCUUCCACAAGAAACACUGGAGAUUGAUUUGAUUUUCAGUGCCACCAAGGCCAAAGAGUACAACUUCCAACUCAGCUGCAAAUCUGGAAUUAACAGAGAUUUCUUUCUGUCUUGCCGAGCAAUUGGUGUCCGCCCUCCAUUAGGGCUCUCCCAUUCUCUGGUCCAGUUUGGGGCCACAGCAGUAGGUGACCACUCCAUCGCUGUACUUUACCUGAUCAACCAUGAAACCAACCAUCAGAUUAAACAACCAAUUUCUCCAGUGGCCAAGGACCCCGGGGUUCCUGUAGCCCACAGGCUGUUCUCCUUCACCCCACCUAAGGAUUCAGGCAUCAGCAUCACUCCUUCCGCCGGCUGCCUGCUACCUGGAGAGAGGUGUCUGGUCCAGGUGACAUUCAAACCCAGACUGCUGGACCAUGAGAUCAAAGAGGAGGCGCUGCGUCUCCUCCAUCGAGCCAAGUUGCUUCGUGAGAAGGAGAUGGAGAGGAAAAGACAUGCUGAACAGGAGACUAAAAAGCAGGUCCCAGUGGAAACCAGUAAAGGAAAGAAGAUGUCUGUAAUUCCAAACAACAGUAGUGUUUCAGAAGACCCAAAGUCGGACCAAGCAAUUGAAUCACCAAAUCCUGCAGACAUACAGCCAGGGUCAGAGCAGUAUGAGGAGGCCAGAGCCUCUCUGCUGUGCUCGUUCACCCGACGCUACAGCGAGUACAUUGUUCCCUGCUUUGUGUCUGACGGAAACCUUCCAGAGGAAGACCAGCAGGCACAGCCGACAUGGAGUCCCUUCAAUACGCUGUACUUGAAGCUGCAGUGCCCUGCUGUUCAGCCCCCUCUAGUGGUAAUAUCCAAUAAUGGACACAGUAUCAUAGACUUCCAUCAGGUGGCAGUAGGAGAAAGGGUAAUCAAGAGAUUUACAGUCCAGAACAUUUCUACAGAAUCAUUGGAUCUGGGGUCAUCUGUGCUGGAUAUAAAUGGUGCUUUUUCCCUUCUGAAUGCUCUCAGAUGUAUACGACCUGGAGAAAAGUACACUCUGGUACUGGCCUUCAGUCCUUCUCUGGAGAAAAAGUACUGUGAGACUCUGGAGGUGCGGAGCCAGAGGAUGACCCUGGAGGUGGCUCUGUGUGGGGUGGGUGUGGUCCCUGCUGUCACUUGCUCCCACCCUGGAGGUCUGCUUGACUUUGGCUACGUGUUGGAGAAGGAGAGCACCUCACAGGUCCUGAAGCUGCAGAACAGCUCAGUGGUGGCAGUGGGUUUCAGAGUGCAGUUGGCCAGCCUUUCUCCAUUCAGUCCUCAGGGUGGAGUUGACAGAGUGAUCUCCCUGCUGAGUCAGGUUCAGUCUACUGUGGGAACCCAGAACUACAGCGGGCUGAGUGUGUUUAGUGUCACGCCAGUAGAGGGCAGCAUUCCUCCAGGACAGAGCCAGGACAUUACUGUCACCUUUCAACCUGACCACUCAUCUGUCAACUACUCUGACAGACUAAGCAUAGAGCUCAAGAAUAAGAGUGAAGUGUGUGUGAUGGAUCUGAAGGGUGCAGCUUCAUCACAUAACAUGUAUCUAUAUGGAGGAGACCUACUGACAGUGCCCAUUGAGUCCCUUGUCUCUCCACUGACAACCAAUCAACCUCAGCUCACAGCAGAGCCUGUGGUGAUGGAGAAGCCCACCAUCCCUGUGCUGGUGACCCUGCGGGCCAGCUACAAUGCAGGAGCCAUUGCACCUGCAGUGAGAGAGCUGCAGGUGGGAUGCAUCCGCUCCACACAGCUCAGUAACAAGAGUGGUGAGUUUCUCUGGGAUAACGUGGCAUCCCUGCAACAGCAGGGCUUCAGUGUAGAGCCCAGCAAGGGCACUGUGGAGGCAGGCCACAAACGCACCAUCACUGUCACAUGGACCCCCCGCAGUGGUUACAAGCCCUGUGAGGUGGUGCAGACUUGUGUGCCUGUUACUUUGAAGGGGAAUGAGACCAAUGUUUACAGUGUCACCCUGAUGGCUUUGGUCUCCACCACUGCUGAAUGACCUCUGCAGUACCUGGAUGUCAGCCAGUGGGAAUCAGCUCACACACCUUCACACAUACUUAUCCAAUACAGAACACAUAAGACAUAUGAUAUACUGUACAUUCCACAUUUAUCAUCCAACAUAAACAAAUGGAUUAAUUAUUAAUGCUUUUAAUGUUAUAAUUAAAUGUGGAAUUAAUUAAAUAUUGUUCAAGAAUCUGAUUUCAUUUAACUACAGUGAUUGUAUAGCUUUCAUGAGACUAAUACACAAGUCUUAGAACAAGACCGCAAUGGUUUGGAAUACUGGGGUGUCUGAGCAACACAUCAAAUGAGUAGCAUUUUUAAUUUAAAAAUAUUUUUUCCUGUAAGAGAAAGCAGGUUUCUCAGCAAGUCAGGCAUAGAUAGAAUCCUCCUCUUCCUCUUCCUUCUUCUUCAAAAUAUUGUGUGUAACUGUAUUUUACAUGUGCUUUGUCUCAGUUCUUACAACACGUAAAAUAAAAAACCUUCACAUAAAA
Scatophagus argus is the source of this 5719-nucleotide messenger RNA. RefSeq names its product cilia and flagella associated protein 74 (gene cfap74). The record is from RefSeq and is a predicted model, not a curated record. The coding region runs from base 259 to 5226 and encodes 1655 amino acids. NCBI's taxonomy places the organism in Eukaryota, Metazoa, Chordata, Actinopteri, Scatophagidae. The transcript is spliced from 39 exons.